This is a messenger RNA of Lates calcarifer (barramundi perch), 4022 nucleotides long. RefSeq names its product E3 ubiquitin-protein ligase AMFR. Bases 243 to 2102 code for a protein of 619 amino acids. The transcript is spliced from 14 exons. NCBI's taxonomy places the organism in Eukaryota, Metazoa, Chordata, Actinopteri, Centropomidae. Gene Ontology annotation, molecular function: ubiquitin binding; ubiquitin protein ligase activity. Gene Ontology annotation, biological process: endoplasmic reticulum unfolded protein response; ubiquitin-dependent protein catabolic process; protein K48-linked ubiquitination. Gene Ontology annotation, cellular component: endoplasmic reticulum; ubiquitin ligase complex; cytosol. The record is from RefSeq and is a predicted model, not a curated record.
CGGUGACGUUGUUACAGUGCGCAGCUAAGAAAGCCUCCCUUCAGCCAGCUGCCUGCUCGGUGAAGUAAACCUGACGAUGUUGUCAACUAUGAUGUCCCCAGUGCAGCAGCACUAAAAGUACAUCACUGAACACAGGAAGGGACGUUGGGUAUUUACUAAGUUUGUGACAAACAGUUGUUUGAGGUCUUUGAUUCGGACAAACACCAUUUUCACAAGUUCAGAAGUGGACCAUAAACACUGCAAUGCCUCUGCUGUUUUUGGAGAGGUUUCCAUGGCCCAGCCUGCAGACCUACACAGUACUGAGUGUAGCUCUGCUUGCUGGUAGCAUCUUCAGUGCCUACACCACUGUGACAGAUCCAGGCUUUGGGGCCUUGGAAACUGAGGAAACACAAGCUCCCUCUGAAGUGGAUCUUGAACAUCUAAACAAUGACAUUAGUAACACAGAACUGGCAACCACUGUCUUGUGGUAUCUUGCCACAGACAGUCUCUUUGUAUGGGUGUUAGUCAACACAUUCUGCUGUUCUUUGAUGUUAGUUGCAAAAAUGAUUCAGUAUGUGGUGUUCGGCCCACUUAGAGUCAGUGAGAAGCAGCACCUGAAAGAUAAGUUCUGGAACUUCAUCUUCUACAAGUUCAUUUUCAUCUUUGGCGUACUGAACGUGCAGACAGUGGAGGAGGUGGUGAUGUGGUGUUUGUGGUUCUCUGCCCUGGUCUUUCUCCACCUCAUGGUUCAACUCUGCAAAGACCGAUUUGAAUAUCUGUCAUUCUCUCCCUCCACUCCAAUGAACAGCCAUGUGCGAGUGCUUUGUCUGCUGGUCUCCCUCUUGCUGGACUGCUGUGGCCUUGCUGUGGGCUGUGGUUUACUGGGUGCUUCCCAUGGCAUGCACACACUUUCCUUUAUGGCAGCAGAGUGUCUGCUGGUGACUGUACGUACUGGGCAUGUCAUCAUGCGGUACUCCAUUCAUCUGUGGGAUCUAAACCAUCCAGGGACCUGGGAGAGUAAGGGAACAUAUGUCUACUACACAGACUUCAUCAUGGAGCUAGCUAUGUUGUUUCUGGACCUCAUGCACCAUAUCCAUAUGCUGCUUUUUGGUAACAUCUGGCUGUCCAUGGCAAGCUUGGUUAUCUUCAUGCAGCUGCGGUAUCUGUUCCAUGAAGUCCAGCGCCGCGUCCGCCGACACAAGAACUACCUUCGUGUUAUCAACAACAUGGAGGCCAGGUUUGCUGUUGCCACUGCGGAGGAGCUGGCAGCUAAUGAUGAUGAUUGUGCCAUCUGCUGGGAUACCAUGUUGACAGCACGCAAACUACCCUGCGGCCAUCUCUUUCACAACUCGUGUUUGCGCUCGUGGCUCGAACAGGAUACCUCGUGCCCAACGUGUCGUACAUCCCUCAACAUUAAUGGAGAUGGGGGCCAGCCGAGAGGCCAGCAGCAGGGCGGAGGUUUGGAAGACAACAUCGGCCCUGUAGGAGCCGCUCCAGAUGCCAGACCACAUAUCAACCAACACAACCACUUCUUCCACUUUGAUGGAUCUCGUAUUGCCAGCUGGCUGCCCAGUUUCUCAGUGGAAGUAAUGCAUACUACCAAUAUCUUGGGCAUUGCUCAGGCCAACAACUCCCAGCUCAUGGCCAUGGCCCAUCAGAUCCAGGAAAUGUUCCCUCAGGUGCCAUCCUACCUAGUAAUGCAGGACCUGCAGUUGACCCGCUCUGUGGAGGUCACAACCGACAACAUCCUAGAAGGACGCAUCCAGGUGCCUUUCCCAGCACAGGCCAUAGAGCGUGCCCCUAUACAGGUGAGCCCUGCAGCAGACGAGCAGGCAGGUCCGAGUGGAGCAGCUGAGCAGGGUCUCAGUGAGCCAGACAACAUGGAGGUCAGAGGAGGUCGCUUCUCUAAGUCGGCUGAGGAGAGGCAGAAGAUGCUAAAACAGAGGAAAGAAGAGCUGCUCCAACAAGCACGCAGGAGAUACCUGAACAAGAGUCCAGAGGACCAGGACGAGGAUUUGCCUGGAUUGGAGGAGGACACUGUCCCAGAGCUGGACUCAAGUGUGCUGAGACGUAGAACCGUGGCGGCGGCUGCAGAGAGACGCAUGCAAGACCCUUCACCCUGAUACAAAGACAGGCGUCAGCUGGAGAGUCUAACACAUCAUCAUCCCAGGAUGCACCAACAGAGCUAUUUCAACCUUCCCCCAUGUGGUGUACAGUCAAUGGUCAUCACCUAUUCAAAACUAUAAUUAAAAAGCAUUGCAAACAUGGCCUUUGGACUGUUUUGGGCUGCCUAAAGGUGGAGUAAUUGUGAAUAGCCUCUGCAUCACUGAUUCAAGAGUAUUUGGAGCAUUAUAUAAAUUGAUGGGCGCAAGUCAAGAAAUGCAAAGCUGCAUUGCCCUUUAUUCUCGUGCCACACAUUGCAACCACCAGCUUCAAUAGAGAGUCACUAUCUGCUAUAAUUGAGACUGGCUGUCAGAAAUGAGCAUGCUUUGCAUUCAGGAGAUCUAAGUCUGUUAUGAGAAGGGUUUGAAGGUGUCAUUAUCAGACAAAGCUACUAUUUGGGUCCUUGUUCUCCUUUUAUCAGACUUUUUUUUUUCUCUUUUUUGCUCAUGGCGAAAAGCUUUGUAUUCUGGAUGGAGAAACUCAUCUGACGUAUUUGUGUGUUAUUAUUUUACGAGUUUCAACUGUGAAUCAAGUGUAGGCAAAAUAACAUGUUUUAUUUCUUACCUUGGUGUAAGAGAAUGUCACUUUAGUAUUGUUCAGCCUUUCUGUCAAAUAUGAAUGUUUCUAUCAAAGUAAUGCUGCAAACAAAGUGUUUUUGACCCGCAUGGGUUGUUCUGUAUUUAGUGUGUAAUAUCACCCAUUGCAAACCGUUUGCAUUUUGUUAUUUAACAAAAGGAGGGGAGUUGGCAUGUAAAUCUUUGUUUUCUAAUACUGGUCCCUUGAGAUGCAUCGUUAACAAAGGGGAUGUAUUACAUUUUGUACAAAUACAAUGGGGCUCAUCUUCUCACUCUUUUUUAAAUUACCCACUGCUGUUAGCUGUGCAUAUGUUCUUUUCAGUUGAGUAUGGGGUUGUUGGCCAGCUGUGACCUUUUUUUUUUUUUUAAGGAAAUAGCAGGACUUGCUGCACGGUAUUUUGAAGAUGUUUUGCCACUACUUGAACAGUCUUCAGUUCUGUAGGUGAAGCCUCUUGGAUGAGCAGCAAAAGAUUUUCAGGAUUUCACAGCAAAUCCAGCUGUGUUUGAUUUACUACUUAGAUAUUAUAUGAUCUGAAUGACUGAGAAUCUUGAUGAAGAAUUUUUUUGGGGUGAUUUUAUUUGUGUAGCCUUUGUCUACUCACAUUGAGGAGUGCUAUUUGAAAAAUCAUACCAGCAGGGAGCAUAAUCAUCCUCUGCUAAAAGAUGUUACAAAAAUGCACAGCAAUGUAUAACAUGGACUGGGCCCCUGAAGCUUUUUGGGUAUUCAGUCAAAUUUCACUGAAUCUGUAGCUGGUUGAGACAUAUUGACGGACACAAAGAUGGAGACUGUGUGUAUUAUAAGUGUUUGAUUACUGUGUGAGGGCAGUUUUGGGUGAGAUAUGCAUGAAUCUAGACAAGUGCUUUUGUUUCCUUCCACUUUAUCCCAAAGAGCAGCCCAGUGACUUCCACUAAAAGCUGAAGUGUUGUGAUCUUAAUUGUGUGUUUAUUUUAUUACUCAAACUCUGUUUGGGGGUUGUUGUAAAGACAAUUUAGGAUUUAGAUUUCAGAUUUCAAUUAGUUAAAAUUUUUUAAAAAUUGGACAGUUUUGUUUUCAUUUUCGGUUUGUCAUUCAGUUACUUAACGACUUUUAAUAUCCAUGAUAUAUUUUCCUAUUCAGGGGUUAUCUUUCAUAACCAUUGCUUAUUUAAUCAAAACUGAAAUACUUUUUUGGACUGAGCUUUCCUGUAUUUUUGUGCCUAAAUCAAGAAUGGUUCAGUUAUGGAUAAUUUCUGUAAAUCUAGUUUUUGUAAAAUAUGUUAAUACAAAAGACUCAAUAAACAGAGCUUCUACAGCUUUUUAACAAAA